Anopheles funestus (African malaria mosquito) is the source of this 1341-nucleotide messenger RNA. RefSeq names its product ATP synthase subunit gamma, mitochondrial (gene ATPsyngamma). Gene Ontology annotation, biological process: proton motive force-driven ATP synthesis. Bases 151 to 1044 code for a protein of 297 amino acids. Gene Ontology annotation, molecular function: proton-transporting ATP synthase activity, rotational mechanism. The transcript has 3 exons. The record is from RefSeq and is a predicted model, not a curated record. Lineage: Eukaryota; Metazoa; Arthropoda; Insecta; Diptera; Culicidae.
GCACUGCUGACAAUCCGCGGAUUGUACGACAUCUUUUGACACCCGUAGAUCGGAUGAGAAAAUUCUGAUCCGUUUUCGCACCGAACGAUCGAAAAAGGAUAACUUUAUCCGCCGCCCUAUCCUGUUGAAAUCGCCUCAAGUGCAGGAACCAUGUUCAAGUCCGUCGUGCCCGUGUUGUCGCAGGUGCCAGCUGAGCUAUGUCUCGGCCAGCAAAACCGUGGCAUGGCCACACUAAAGGCCAUUUCGAUCCGAUUGAAGUCGGUUAAGAACAUCCAAAAGAUCACCCAAUCCAUGAAGAUGGUGUCUGCCGCCAAGUAUGCCCGUGCUGAGCGUGAUCUGAAGCAAGCGAGACCGUACGGUGUCGGUGCCCAGCAGUUCUACGAGAAGGCUGAAGUUGCGCCGAAGGAGGAAGAUGCCAAGAAGCUGUACCUUGCCAUCACUUCGGAUCGUGGUCUGUGCGGUGCGGUGCAUACCGGCGUCGCCCGUUUCAUUCGCGGUGAAUUGGCCAAGGAUCCGAACAUUAAGGUGAUCUGCGUCGGUGACAAGUCGCGCGCUAUCCUGUCGCGUCUGUACGGCAAGAACAUUGAGAUGGUCGCUAACGAGAUUGGUCGCCUGCCACCGACCUUCCUGGAUGCUGCCAAGCUGUGCAAUGCCGUCCUGAACCUCGGUUACGAGUACACCGAUGGCAAGAUUAUCUACAACAAGUUCAAGUCGGUCGUAUCGUACCAGGUGGCGGACAUUCCGAUUUUCUCCCUCAAGUCGGUAGAAUCGGCCGAAAAGCUGCCGGUGUACGAUUCGUUGGAUUCGGAAGUGAUUCAGAGCUAUCUGGAGUUCUCGUUGGCUUCGCUGUUGUUCUACACGAUGAAGGAAGGCGCCUGUUCCGAACAGUCAUCGCGUAUGACGGCCAUGGACAACGCAUCGAAGAACGCCGGCGAGAUGAUUGACAAGCUGACGCUGACUUUCAACCGUACCAGACAGGCGGUGAUUACCCGUGAGCUGAUUGAAAUUAUUUCCGGUGCUUCAGCUCUGGAGAGCAAGGAUUAAAUGCCUGCAACUGGGCACGAAUUGUUUAUUGCGUGCUGGCCGGUUACUACUAGCGUACCGAUUCCCCUUUUAACGGCUGUACCGGCAGAUCGUCUUGUUCGAGCAAACAUCAAGAAAGAAUUUUCGUGCGAAGCGACGAUUUACGUUUGUGGUGCUUUCGGAAAACAUUAUCUCUACACGAAUGCAAGCAGAAAAGAAAUAGUACUAUAAAAGUAAACAAAAUCCUGAAAAAACUCUGUUCUGUUUAUCUGGUGAUGUGCAUUCGAAAAUAAGAAAUACUCUUGCCAUACUGUUAAA